CGCUGGGUUGCAGCCCCGGUUGUGGCGGUUUUGGUGCCCGAAGCCGGGAGCGCCGAGUCGUUCCCAAGAGAGGCGGCCAGGCUAUGAUCGCCGGUCUCCAGCGUCCCGCUCCCGUCAGCCAGCGUUCUCGUCUCAGCCUGUGCCCGUGCCGGAGCCGUCUCCCCAGCCCGGCCCCGCGGCGCGGCUGGCUUCGGCGCCCCUGGCGCGCCCCCUCCUCCGAUGGCGGCGGAGAUUCAGCCCAAGCCGCUGACCCGUAAGCCGAUCCUCCUGCAGCGGGUCGAGGGGUCUCAGGAGGUGGUGAAUAUGGCGGUGAUUGUGCCCAAGGAGGAGGGCGUCAUCAGCGUCUCGGAGGACAGGACAGUUCGUGUUUGGUUAAAGAGAGACAGUGGACAGUAUUGGCCAAGCAUAUACCAUGUAAUGCCUUCUCCAUGUUCAUGCAUGUCUUUUAAUCCGGAAACAAGAAGACUGUCCAUAGGUCUAGACAAUGGUACAAUCUCAGAGUUUAUUUUGUCAGAAGAUUAUAACAAGAUGACUCCUGUGAAAAACUAUCAAGCGCAUCAGAGCAGAGUGACGAUGAUCCUCUUUGUCCUGGAGCUGGAGUGGGUGCUGAGCACGGGACAGGACAAGCAAUUUUCUUGGCACUGCUCUGAGAGUGGGCAGCGUCUGGGAGGUUAUCGCAUCAGUGCUGUGGCCUCGGGCCUGCAAUUUGAUGUUGAAACCCGGCAUGUGUUCAUCGGUGACCAGUCAGGCCAAGUAACAAUCCUCAAGCUGGAGCAAGAAAACUGUACCCUGGUCACAACAUUCAGAGGACACACAGGUGGGGUCACUGCUCUCUGCUGGGACCCAGUCCAGCGGGUGUUAUUCUCUGGCAGUUCAGAUCACUCUGUCAUCAUGUGGGACAUUGGUGGGAGAAAAGGAACAGCCAUCGAGCUCCAAGGACACAAUGACAAAGUCCAGGCCCUGUCCUAUGCACAGCACACGCGGCAGCUCAUCUCAUGUGGCGGUGACGGUGGGAUCGUUGUCUGGAACAUGGACGUGGAAAGGCAGGAGACCCCUGAAUGGUUGGACAGUGAUUCCUGUCAAAAGUGUGAUCAGCCUUUCUUCUGGAACUUCAAGCAAAUGUGGGACAGUAAGAAAAUCGGCCUAAGACAGCACCAUUGCCGCAAGUGCGGGAAGGCGGUCUGCGGCAAGUGCAGCUCCAAGCGCUCCUCCAUACCUCUCAUGGGCUUCGAGUUUGAAGUGAGAGUCUGUGACAGCUGCCACGACGCCAUCACAGACGAAGAACGUGCGCCCACGGCUACCUUCCAUGACACUAAACAUAACAUUGUGCAUGUACAUUUUGAUGCAACCAGAGGAUGGUUACUGACUUCGGGAACUGACAGGGUUAUUAAGUUGUGGGAUAUGACCCCAGUAGUGUCUUGAGGACUCUCCCAGGAAUCAGAAAGAUAGUAUUUCCUAAAGAAACUAUUAUUCUAAUCCAAAUCAUUACUGGAGAGGGAGAACAGAUAUGUGAGAAGUGAGAGCAAAACUGAAGACCCUGGAGGGACUGCAUAUCACCUACAAGCACAGCAGUGACCUAGAGAAUGGCCACAUGCAAGGGGACUCUUCAACUUGUUCAUACAAUAUAAAAGAAGAUAUUUUUUUAACAAGUGGUUUAUACAGUCUGGCUGUGCUACAUUGUUUUGAGUAUACUGAAAACUCUGGGGUGUUUAAUUUUUAUAUUUUGCAGCACUCCAUUUUACUUGUUGCUUUGUGUGUGGGAGAAAUGAGGGAAGCAUCUGUUCAGGGUAUUUGGGUCAUUAUAAAGUAGUUCCCGUGUUUCUGUACUUCGGCAUGUAUCAUAUGGCCAGCAUCUCUUUCUUCCCUUCUCUCUGCAUCUACCAGCACCUUCUCUGCUUUUCACCAGAGUAUAUAAGGGUACUUCAGAAAGUUUGUGGAAAAAUGGAAUUAAAAGAUAAUACAAAUAUUUCCAUGAACUUUUUGAAAACCCCUCAUAUGUAUUUUCACUGUUUAUUCCCAGUGUUUCUGCUUUCAUGUCCUCUUCCAGUAGAGAGAUUUGGAAAACCAUUUGUGUGGAUUCAGCUACUGACUUCUUGAAUCCCCUGAACAGUGAUCUGUUGUAAUGUCUGACUUCUUCCUGGUCUUAUUGACUAGCAGUGACCUGUGUUUCUGCCUCAGUUUUCUCUGUAUUUCCAUAUUCAAAAAUGUUCCCAAUCAUCAUCAUCACAGUAGAUUAUUAUAACUCAGAGCUUCAACUCUCAGUGCCUGGAUCAUUUGGAAUUCAGUUGGAGCCUUCUGAGCCUUUUAUGUUUUAGUUUUUUUGACACAGCUCUUCCUUACUCAUAACAUUAAAAACAAACAAAACAAAAAAACCCUACAUGCUUCAAAAAUAAGUGUCUUUAAGAUGUGUCUUUCUGUGUGACAUCAUCUCUGAACUUGAACAUGUUCUUUACUGCAAGAUCAUAAUACUGCUCUAUUCCUCACCAUCUGUAUUUUCUUCCCCUUUAAAAACUAGAUAUUUAGACAUUUUUUCCUAGUGUAUUUCAUCAGAACUCUUUGCACACUUUCAUACUAAAACUAAAUGUGAUCUGAUACUCAGAGGUACUGAAUCCUACGGUUCAUGCUGUCUUCCUACUGGAAAUGUAAAAGAAGACUUAAGAAAAUGAACCAGAAGAAUUCUUAUUUCUAAGAGAAUCCAGUCAAGCUUGAUAAAAUGAAAUAUUCUUGUGUUCAGUGACUCAACUUGGGAUAUUGUAGUCUUUUUUUAAAAGCCUUAUUUUCACUUGCAAAAAUAGAAUUGAAAUUAACAGCAAGCAUGUGCAAGCAAACCUGCCCCAUUCUGAGCACUUUACAUAUACGACCUCAUUCGGUCCUCACCUGUCGGGAGCAUCGGGGACCACCAAGUCUCUUGAGGAUAACCAGGUCGAUGAAGCCUUCCAAAUGAACAGGCCAGUUCCUUGCCCUUCCCUGUCCAAGCCCUACCUCCACAAUACCUUGUUCUCUUCUGAUUUGACAGUUUUGGGGUAGUAGGAUUUGAGUGAAGUUAGAAUCCUCCCUAUUAUUUUUCCUCUUCUGGAAAGCAUUUUUUCCCUCAUGAUCAUUUGUUUCUUUUCUAACUGGGGGAAGUACGAUAGCCAUACUUGCCUACCACCCAUAGACCAAGUGCAAGGAGAUGGGGCUUCCUGGAGGUGAUCCUGCUGCCCCAGCAUUGAGAAGCAGAGCCAGUGUGUAUGUCUUGUGAAGCCACAGUACGGGACAACUGUCACCUGGGACUUAGAGCAGCCCAUGUGACCAGAACUCGGAGGACACACACGCACACACACACAGAAGCCAUUACCACUCGUCACUUCUCUGCCUCCUUCCACACUGCCCUUGCUUGCACAAGUCACAGCUGUUAUAACUCCUUUGAGUCUUUUCUGCAUGAUUGCUCUGUGAGGGAGCUUUAAAAAGGGAAUUAAAUUUGAAAUAUUCAAAUACCUGUUUUAUAAUUUAUUGCUGGAAACUGCAGCCACUUACUAAGUUGUACAUAAUAGGGAACUGUGUGUUGGAAAUGAGUAGCAGAAAUGAAGCCCUCUCUUUUCCCAUCCUGAACAUGGAAGCUUGGCCUGUAGGUAGGGAGGGAAACAUGGUGUUAAGAGGCGGAGGCUCAGGCGCCCAUCAAGCCCUACAUGGAUUCUGAGUUAGGUCUAAGCAAGUUCAGACGUCAUUCGGGGAGCUGAGGUCCUGUCACGUGACAUGUACAGUGUGGUCGCUGUGGUCUGUGAGUCUGCACUUCACUCUGGCCAUCUCCCUCCCAGCCCUGCGGUGGCCAAGCCCUCAAGAGGCCACUCAGAGGUCGAAACCACUUGAUAUCUUGCUGGUGAGACUCACAGUCCAAAACCACAGGUACAGCAAGGUGUCUACUGCUCUGCCCUUGGCUUUCCCCUCCUCUGUGUGGGUGCUGGAAUUUGGAGAAAAGAGUUUAGCAAACCAGUUGUGUGUGUUUUUAAUACUGUGAAUGCUUGAGUUUUGCAUUAAGUGGCUCCACCAUUUUGCAACUUGUAGAGAACUAUGUGCUGAUGUUGGGAUUCUGCCAAGCAUUUUAUGUAAGUGGAGGCUUCUUUCCUUAGUAAAGUGAGUGAAAGCUGGCACAGCACUUGGCUUUUCUCCUGUCCAGGUAAACUGUCAUAGUUCUUGUUUUACCCUAUAGGAUUUGCACUUGACAUAUAUUUUUGCUCUAUUAUUUAAACAUACAGCAGCUCAGACAAAUAAUGCCAAACAUGGCUGUGUUGGAAGAGUGGCAACACUGCAUAUAUCAUACACAAACCUGUUCUCUAUUUGAUAGGAUAAAACCAAUCAUAUGCUCUUGGUUCCUGCAAAGGAAUCACAUUACUGGAGCUUUCACCUUCCUGGAUGAUGUUUCUACAGUAGCAAAAAUGGUUUUAGAUGAAGUACUUGGAACCUUGUGUCAUUUGAUACGAGGUCAAUCAACGAUAAUGUAUUUCUCAUUUGACUGAAUUGUUGAAAGAAUCAUACAAUCACAAAACUGGAAGGGAUCUUCAGACAUCUAGAAUGUUCCAUGCAGAAAACAAUUUGGUCAUACAUGGCAGUCAGCAAUAGCUGAGGUGUAAACAAGAGAAUCUAAAAGAAUGUUCGUGGAACAAUUGUGUUUGAACUUAACCUCCUCAUGGCAUGAGUGGGAGGUUCAACCUCGGUGCCUUGAGACAGGAGCUCUCUGGAACCAGGUUUACUCCUCUUAUCAUAAGCAUAUUUGACACUUCACUUGGCCCCAGCCCUGUGGUUAUGAGCAGGUGGGUACUACACGAGGAGGCAAGUACUGCAGUUCUUCAGCCUUUAAACUCCUUCCUCCACUUUUCCCCACAGACUACCCGAGUGGCAACAUUUAAGUGAAAAAUCCAGUGGCACUGAAAACGCACCUUGCCCUGUCUGUCUGAAGGCUAGUGGGCCUACAGCAUUUCUUCUCUUAUGGAACACUGUCUUUUCAUCUUCUGAGAUUCAAUUUUUAAGAGGAUAAUUUAUUUUUGCUUAACAAUCAAUUAUUAAGGCUCAAAUUUUGGCUUUUAAGCAAAAAAAGAUAGCUCUAAACUAUGUGUCACAGUUAUUGAACAUAAAUAUUCAUUAAAUGAGAUUCCUUUGGUUUUGCUUUUUCAUGGUUUAAUUGUAUGGAAAUUAUCUCUUUCACUAAGAUUUGUAUUUUAAAGUGAAAGAGCAUUUUGUUAAAACAUUCUUUUUUCCUCCUCUCCUUUAAAAUAAUGUUAAGUUAAAUUUUUCCUGUUGUGAAAAUGGAUAUUUAGCUACUUGAUUGGAAAACACAGAAAUCAAAUCCAUUUUGAACACUGAGUUAUCCAGAUGAUCCUUGAGAUUCUAGUCUAGGUCAACCAACUAAUUUGUUGAAUGCCCACCAUACACAAGGCUUUGAACUAGGCCCAGGGGUUACAAGGUCUCUAGGUCUACUCCCAGCUAGACAGAGGCCACACAAUGAAUACAUGGGAUUGUUUCAAUAGGAUGUGAUUAAUAUAACGACAGUGGUGUGCUUGGGGUCCCACCCCAGGAGCUGCCCAGAGUGACCCUAACCCAGCAGGUGGGGCAGAAAGGGCUUCACAAAGGAGACGACUUCUAAGCUGAGAGUUAAGAGAUGAGAAGGAGUUGAGUAAGGGGGGGGAAGGAAAUGAGUUUACAAGCUGCAGAAACAGUAUAAACAAAGCCCAAGAUCUGGAAUCAGCCUGGUGUGCCCAAGGACCACAAGUGGGUUGGAGCUAGCAGAGCAUAUCAGGUGACUCAGCUGCGGUCCUGGAGCCCGGGCUCUUGUCGUUAGACAAGACACUGAUGCUCCAUGGCCUCAGAACAAGAGGCACACACAGUUCACCAUGAAAGGUUUACUUAGGCUCAUCCUGCAGUCAGUGCUAGUAUCAGUUUCUCUUUUGGAAAUCUCUAGAAUGGUUAUCUGAAAAUGACCCAUGGUAACUAAUUUUUGACCUUUCUGGGUACACAGCCUUUCACUGGAGGCUUUGAGGUGGAGCUGGAGACCAUCGCAUGGCCCUUGGCCUGGAAGAACUUACAGACUAAGGCUCAGCCACUCCGCUUUGAAAAUCAAGACCUUGCACUGAGCAGGAGUAUGCAUUGCAUGAGUGCACUCCUCUUGAUCUGAGGAGUGUGCACUGGACUGUGUGCAGGCCAAGUGUUUGGGUGGAGAAGCAGGCAGCUGCUGUCUUCUGUUCCCUUCUCGGCUUUAGACUGCUUUCACAGUAACAUCAUUUUAGUACAAUGUGUAAAUGUGGCAAAUCCUUACCACAGGGCACUUGCCAAGUAGAAGGGAAAGAUUUUUCUCAAUUCAGGAAUAGUAAAAAGGGCUCAGGCAGCCACCGCCCGCCAAGGCAGGCACACAGCACACCAGGGCUGGGCUUGGCAGCGCCUGUUUCUUGCUAUUACAUCUUUUGCCUUUUUCUUUCAGGACCCAAGUACUGUAUGUCCAUAACUGAAUUCAGCAACAUCUGUGUUCAUGUUUAAACUUCAGCUCACCUUCACAGCCAAGAACCACAUACCACCCCUCAGGGGUUUAGUUUGUAUUUUUGCCUUUAAACAUUACCCUUUCCACCAAGAGGCUUAUUUAGGUCUAACAAUGUCUAAAAAUUCAAUCUGUCCUAUGUUGGAAUGGGAUCCCUCCCUUGUAUUUCCCAUGCCUGGGAAUUUCUUAAUAGACAGUAGGUAGCCCCUUCUCAGAAACAUUAAAAAGGAAAUUAAAACAAGUGAGGAAUGAAUUUGUAGUCAUUUUCAAGUUCCCUUCCAGUGCUGUGAUUCUGUGAUUCCAUGAAUCUUGUUUAUUAUUGGACUGGUCCACGGACUUCACUGAGACAAACGAGAGCACAUUGCCAUGACUUUGUCUUCUGUCAUAUCAAGUGAAUUACUUUCUGGGUUUUGUUAUGUAGAGCCUCGUAGGUUUGGUUUUAGAAAAAGAUGGUGAAGAUGGAAAUUAAUCAUGGUACCAUCUCAUUAAAAAUAGAUACCUCAAAAUGUUCACCUUUAUGAGCCAAGAGUAUCUGACUUUCUUGGGAGAGGAAGUGUUGGGGUUAGUUCAGAGGUUAGAUUUAGAAUCUGACCUUGAUAUUUAUGAUUCUUUUUUUCUUUCUUAGUUCUCUGGGAUGCAUGAGAGGGUGAGCUAUAACUCACAAAAAGGGAAAAUGGUUUGAAAAAAUUAUCUCACUUAUAUACAUUUUUAAGAAAUCAUUUACAUGGAUGGCAGCCUGUGUCAGCAUACAUAUGAAGUGGACCAAAACACUUGUGUCACUGUUAACCAUUGCACUCAUAUAUGUAUCUUGUACCAUUUGCCAUGGUUUUUAAAUGACUGUUUUUUCAAGGUACUGUUGUUUUGCAAAAGAAAAUCUUUAUGUGAAAAGUGCAAAAACAGUUAUAACUGGACAACAGGGAAGGUGCUACCCCACGAGUGCCUGCCUACCCCUUCAUUCAUAACCAGGGACAUGGACUCUUGCAUUCUGCACAGCCAGCAGGCUGCAGCCCUCAUCUGGACCUGGCUGCAGUGGUGUGUUACUUCCUGGAUAUCUUUUUCUUUUUUUGCAAUGAGGAUGUUCUCCAAGGGCUCAGGCUGAGAAUGUAGUAAGCCUGAAACUGGGCCAGAUUUCUCCGGUGUGUCUCUAGCUCUCUGCCAUGAGAAUCCACUAAGCAGACCAACCAGUCGAGUGUGAUUAGGUGGUAAUGAACAAGAAGUUCCUGUGAUGUUGACAUGUCUGCAUCCAGGCCUGCGUUCAAAUGCUGCUGAAUGUUUCCACUCAGCUCACUUUCCCACUGUGCUUCCCUCUAACUGAAGUUACGUGUAGCCAUUACCAAGUAAGACUCUGAAUGCAGAGUUGCCUCCAGGACUUAAAAUAAAUCUCUG
Messenger RNA from Cynocephalus volans (Philippine flying lemur), 7891 nucleotides. RefSeq names its product WD repeat and FYVE domain containing 2 (gene WDFY2). Bases 220 to 1422 code for a protein of 400 amino acids. Gene Ontology annotation, biological process: positive regulation of protein phosphorylation; positive regulation of fat cell differentiation. NCBI's taxonomy places the organism in Eukaryota, Metazoa, Chordata, Mammalia, Dermoptera, Cynocephalidae. The transcript has 12 exons. Gene Ontology annotation, cellular component: early endosome. The record is from RefSeq and is a predicted model, not a curated record. Gene Ontology annotation, molecular function: protein binding; metal ion binding.